This is a messenger RNA of Darwinula stevensoni, 912 nucleotides long. Lineage: Eukaryota; Metazoa; Arthropoda; Ostracoda; Podocopida; Darwinulidae. The record is from the annotation of a GenBank genome assembly.
GCUCGUCAUGAGGACAUCAUUUCCACGUUCCUCUCCUUACCGUGUAAACACUUGACUUAUCUUUCGUGAAUCCUUCAAGAACCUAGGAGAGGGGAAGAGCGACGAAAUAGCUACGUAUUCAUUUUAGUUGUUCCCUUCUUCGGAAAAUAUCUACGUUACUCUGCGGUCAUGGCGGCCAGCGUCCCUGCCUCGUCUCGGUCUGCUGGAAACCAGAAAACACCAGGAUCAUUCUGUCUUGGGAGGCAUACCCUUCGUAUUCCUAUGGAACUUCAUGCUUUGAACAGAAAGAGGCUGUGUGAACGACUCAGAGAGAAAGUCCCUGAAAAUGCUGUUGUAUUGCUGAUGGGUGGAGAAAGUUGCUCUCGUGAUUCCUCUGAUGUUUUCCCUGUGUUCAGGCAGGAGUCUUACUUUCAUUGGGCUUUUGGAGUCUUGGAGCCUGAUUGCUAUGGUGCCAUUGAAGUGUCAACUGGGAAGGCAACAUUAUUCUUCCCCAAGCUCCAUGAAUCAUUUGCUAUCUGGGAUGGGAGGAUCAAGCCAAUGGAAGAAUUUCGCACUCACUAUGAAGUGGAUGGAGCCCUUCAAGUGCAUGAGCUGCCUGAUUUCAUGACGAAGUUGAAUCCAGCAGUCAUCCUCACAUUGGUAAGUCGUGUCAUCAAGACUUCACAGGAGUUGAGGGUGCUGCGCUAUGCAGCACGGGUGUCCACCAAUGCCCACAUAGAGGUGAUGAAACGUGCUCGACCUGGGAUGAAGGAAUACCAAUUGGAGGCCCUCUUCAUGUAUAACUGCUACUACUUUGGUGGCUGUAGACAUGUUGCGUAUACAUGCAUCUGUGGAACUGGGUCAAAUGCAGCCAUUCUUCAUUAUGGCGGAGCUCAUGCUCCAAACGAUCGCUCUGUCAAUGAUGGGGACAUU